Molecule: messenger RNA, 1156 nt
Organism: Prorocentrum cordatum
Lineage: Eukaryota; Dinophyceae; Prorocentrales; Prorocentraceae
Source: the annotation of a GenBank genome assembly
AGCCUCAAGCUCUGGCAUGCAGUUUGUCCCGGCUCUGGGAGCUCGGGCGCGUCAAGACGAGGUCGACUGCUUCGCCGGAUGAUUCCACGGCUUGCGAUGUUGCGGCCUGCGGGGCUGGAGGUUGACCAGCGCGAGCCGGUCGAGGGAGGAAGCGCGGACUCGGAUCACGAGGUCGUUUUCUCCGACAGCGUCGACGCCAGCAGCUCUUUCGCCCUGCUGGCAACGACCGCACGCAGUAUUUCCAUACCGCUGCCGGUGGAGCCGUCGCCCGCUGCUCCGGCGGCUGGGCACGCAGCGGCCGCCUCGAGCGCCAGGUACUCGGUGUGCAGAGGAGUGCUGGUGUCUUCUGCGCUGGUGUCGUGCUGCUUGCUGACGCUGGCGGCGAUUCCAGGCACCGCGCCGCCCGACCCGAAGGCCCUUCGUGGAUCGAAGCAGGAGGUCGCCCUGAUGAACUCCGAGGGCGCCUGGAAGGGCGCGGGCGACGCCUGCGCAGCGACGAUGGAGAACGUCGACAUCCCCGGGUACGAUAUAGAGACCAGGGACGAGUGCCAGAGACUGGAGGACUGCUGCUGGAUGUGCAACCAGCGCGACGACUGCAACAGCUGGGUGUUCAUUCAAGAGGCGAACAGGUGUUACCUCAAAGACGCUCCGGAUGGCAUCAUCAGCUCUGGCACGGAGUUCGACGGAUGGGUCGCCGGCAGGCGCUCCCAGGUCGCUGCUGCCCAGGGAGCGCCGGCAGCCGCUCCCCAGGGCACGUCGGCGGCUGCUCCCCAGGAGCAGCGCAAGAGUUUCUUGCAGGUGGUCGGGCACAAGAUCACAAGCUUCUUUCACGGGAGCCCGAGCGACGAGCUGGAGGAAACAUCGACUACUACACCGUCGCCAUCUACUUCGGCUCCCGCGCUGCAGCUCGAGCCGGCGCCGGUCGAGGCGAUGGCGUGCGGCCUGAUCGAGGAAGGGGUGGAGUACCUGGGCAACGACCUGGAGGAGGUGAAUGAGGUGGGGAGCGCCGACGACUGCUGCGUCAGGUGUUCGGAGAGGGCGGACUGCUUCGCCUGGUCGCUGGAAGCCAGCACGUGCAAGCUGAAGGGCAGCUCGCCGAAGCCGGUCUUGACGUCGAUCAAGAGGGACGGCGUGACCUCGGGCAAGCCCGCGCAGG